CUCGUUCGAGUCGAAGGGAAUAACCCAGCAGUCAUGGGUCGCUCCGCCGUCAGGCUUUCCGAGGUUGUCUACACCGUCUCCCCCAUGAAGACCGGGGUGCUCGGCGGUCUUUUCAAGGACUGGCCCAAGGUGAUGGCCAAGAAGAUCGGUGGAUGGGGCGAUGCGUUCUUCUUCGGCGUCAUCCCCACGGUUGGCGUGUAUCAGUACGCGGUCAACUACAAGGAGAACGAGAAGCAGUCACACCGCUACUAACCGGGCACCGGUGAAGAGGGAUUAGCCCUCGGCUCCGGCACCUAGGCCUCCUUAGACGUAGCUUCCUUUCUCCAACAGAGAGUGUAUUUUUUCCGUA
This is a messenger RNA of Micromonas commoda, 349 nucleotides long. RefSeq lists its product with no specific name. The record is from RefSeq and is a predicted model, not a curated record. Lineage: Eukaryota; Viridiplantae; Chlorophyta; Mamiellophyceae; Mamiellales; Mamiellaceae. The coding region runs from base 34 to 252 and encodes 72 amino acids. The transcript has 2 exons.